AUUACAACCCCCGAGCAAUCUCGCCCCGUGGACUUUGGCCGUACUACUCUGGUCCUACAAUCAUGUGACAAGAGAAAUAGCGCCAAGGCUUCCUCGAUUCUCUUGGAGAAUAUAACGACUGUUCCGAGGAGUAGAAACUGCCCAGAGAGUAUUCGACGACAGAGAACAACCCCCGAAGACACCACGAUGAGUAGCCUAGCCACACAAACAGCUCACGGUAGUGCAUAUACGCCAGAUAUUGGGAAACAGACCCUCAACGCUAUCAGCGACCAAUACUACCUGCCUAGUGGUAUAGUUAUUCUCAACAUCUCCCCUAAAAUUGCUAAUAUCGAUUCAGAUAGUGAUGAGUGGAUGACCCUAGCUUUAGAUGGCUUAUACCCAGCAAAGGAUGUCGUUCAAGCCGUGCUGCAACCUGAAGAAGGGGAUGUGGCACAGGGAUUUGGUAAGGUCACUUAUUCCGGAACUGAACACCCAUUCAUUCUCUAUAGGGCAGUAGAGAUGGCCAAGCAGUUCCCUCAGGCAGAAGUCGUUGGUGUGGAUUUGGCUCCUUGUCCUAUCCCAACAGAAAGGCGCCCCAAGAACGUUCACUUUGAGGUCCAUGAUAUCAAUACCGGGCUCUCCCGUUUUGAAGGCCAAUUCGACAUGGUUCAUCUUCGGUUCGUUGGUAGCGGCCUGAAGGAUUUCGCGCAAAAAAUGAAGGAUGUCCAUUCUUGUCUUAAGCCUGGUGGUAUCGUGCUUUGGGUCGAUGCAGACUUUGAAUUAUAUUCCACCGAUCGAUUCGAGAAGCUUGUGCCUGCGACCGAUGUCACUCCAGAAGAGGGACGUCGAGCAUAUCUAGAAUUCGGGAGCGAUGUCAAAGGGAUGGAAAAGGGCAUGGAUGCGGGCCUUUGGUCGGAUCCUAUUCUUGAUCCGGAAACGUCAGUAUACUAA
This is a messenger RNA of Acaulospora colombiana, 930 nucleotides long. The record is from the annotation of a GenBank genome assembly. NCBI's taxonomy places the organism in Eukaryota, Fungi, Glomeromycota, Glomeromycetes, Diversisporales, Acaulosporaceae.